This is a messenger RNA of Bactrocera dorsalis (oriental fruit fly), 1341 nucleotides long. RefSeq lists its product as uncharacterized. Lineage: Eukaryota; Metazoa; Arthropoda; Insecta; Diptera; Tephritidae. The record is from RefSeq and is a predicted model, not a curated record. Bases 386 to 955 code for a protein of 189 amino acids. The transcript is spliced from 4 exons.
UACUUGUUUUUUAUCAACAAUUCAACGCAAUAAUUACUGCUGUAUAACUCCUUGCAUUCCCUUCAAAAUUAAGGAAUUUAAGCAAAUGAUGAUGAGAAAUAUAUAGUGGGCAAUAGAGUUUUGAACUUUGAAAAUUUUUUCACGCAACCAGUCCAAUCUUUGUCAGCGUUAGGAAUAGUAAUAGCGAGUAAAGAUAAAUGUUCUGAUUUAGAAAUAUUCUAAAUAAGUGAUAUAAAUUAUAAAUGUACAGCUUUGCCUUAUGGAGAACAAAUCGUCAUGAUGCCCAUUCUUCAUAACGUCAUCUGGUAAUAUUUUUACAAAUUUUAGAUAUCUAAUAAUUUUAAAUGUUUUAAAUGAAAAUUGUUACACUUAUGUUUAAUUGCAGAUGUCUUUAUUUAAGUCGCAAAUCCCCGAUUCUGAUUUCUUUAUCGCUUCUAGCGAGUUUACCAAUAUAAAUACAACGAAUAACACUAAAUUAGAAGAAAAACUUGAUAUCAUUAUAGCCAACCAAAACAUCAUAAAGAGACAACAAGCAGAAACGUUGGCGAUGUUUAAGCAGCUAUUUGAAAAAGAUGUAGGCUCCUAUGGAACGAGAAGUGUGUUCCCGUUGUCCAACUUGGAAGCAUUAAAAAAACUGGAUACAGAUAUAGUGGUAGGUUCCAGUGCAGACUAUAUAAAAAUCAUUAAAAACAUAAUAGGCAAAACGGGGAUUAUUAAAUCUUCUGAGGGUAUUUUCGAAAGGAGUCUUAUUGUUCAGUUGAACUACGAUGGCAUUCAUUCCAAAUACUCCUUAAAGGAAUGCAAGGAGUUAAUCGACUGCUUGUUUGAGGCAUCAAUGAAAGAAGAAUAUUCCCAUGGCGAGUUUGUUAAAGACUUGCGACAAGCUUUAAAACUGGCGAAAAAUCGUCAUUUUAAAACAAACUCCAUAUUAAAAUCUAAAAAACAAAAUAUUUAAAUAAAAUUAAUGGUGUCCACUGUUUCUGCUAUUGGUAGGUUUAUAGUAAGUAGUUACUAGUAUGUAAUAGAAUAGUUUGAAGGAAAGUACUUCGAAGCACACGAAAUAUUAGAUUUAUAGUAACUACCUACUGAAUUAAUCAAAAUUAGGUGUGGGGAAAGCACUUUCCGUCUUAUGAAUUCAUAAGCGAAGUGGAGGUUCUUCGCUCCAAUGACAUUGAUCAGAAAAACGAAAUUAGAUAGUAUUAUUGUAGGAAAGUACCUUUACUUAUUUUUUCAGUAGGAAGUAUCCAAUUCUUUCCUACUUCCAAGUCCCACUGGGCAGACGCCGUAACAUCUCCCCGAGCAUGCCUUUGCCAACAAGUGUCUUUUCGCGACGACGGCAAA